AUGACCACCUCAGCCAUCUCCCACGACAACCUCGAAAUCCCCCUCAUCGACUUUUCCACCUUCCACUCCCCAGCAACAAAAGCCACCACCGCGCGCGCAAUCCUGCAAGGCUUCCAACGCGCGGGCUUCAUCUACUUGAAAACCCACGGAAUCCCCAAAGCCAAAAUCCAGCAAGCGUUUGCGGAAUCGGCGAAAUUCUUCCAGCGACCGCCGGAGCAGAAAUUGGAGCUGGGAUGGACGACGCCGGAGAGUAAUCGGGGGUACUCGCAGCCGGGGCGGGAGAAGACGACGGAUGCCACGGACGCGGCGGAGAUUGAGAGGAUACGGAAGCGGGAAGGGGGGGAUUUGAAGGAGUCGUUUGAGAUUGGGAGGGAAGGGGAGGCGGAGCGGCCGAAUCGGUGGCCGGAUAGGUUUGAUGAGGAAGGGGGGGUGUUCAAGGAGCGGAUGCUGGAAUUUCAUGAUCUGGUGAAGCAGCUUCACGUACAGAUCAUGCGGGCCAUCGCGGUCGGGCUGGGGAUUGAGGAGUCGUGGUUCGAUGGGUACACGACGCGAGGAGACAAUACUCUAAGGCUCUUGCACUACCCCGAGGUGAAGAGUGACGUGUUCCAGAAGAACAAGAGUACUAUGAGGGCUGGGGCUCAUACCGAUUAUGGGUCUAUCACAUGUUUGUUUCAGGUAAGUCGUCCCCGGAGAGGAAGGCCAUGCCGAUAUACGUGCGCGGACGUGAUGAAGGCGAUGGAGAUCUGGAACAGCGCGUGCUCACACGUGGCUGCGUCCGGUGGUGAGCACGGUUUCACAUGCCAGCGUUUCGCGUCAAUUUGCAGACGGAAGGCAAUUGCACGGUCGUUGAUGAAAUGCACGCAAAUGCACGCACCACCAACAUGCACCACGGACCAGCUUUCGGCUUGCCGCAUACACUGCUGACACCACGUUUCCACAUAGGACAUGGCCGGUGGGUUGCAAGUGCUGUCACCCAACGGCAACUAUGUCGAUGCCACGCCGAUCGAAGACACCAUCGUGGUCAACGCUGGAGACUUGCUAGCUCGCUGGUCCAACGACACGAUCAAGAGCACGAAGCACCGAGUGGUGGAGCCGCCAAGCACGGCGAGCGUUCACCCGGCUCGGUAUAGUAUUGCGUACUUCUGCAACCCCAACUUCGAUCGGUUCAUCGAUGCCAUUCCGGGAACGUUUGAUGAGCAGAGGCCGAAGAAGUAUGCCGGGAUCAACAGGUGAGCGAGGAGUGAGGGCUCCGCAGGCGAAGCUCCAGACGUGCAGAGGAUAUUGACGAUUGGUGAUAGUGGAGAUUAUCUGGUGCAGCGUCUCGCAGCGACGUACUGA
Molecule: messenger RNA, 1338 nt
Organism: Lecanosticta acicola
Lineage: Eukaryota; Fungi; Ascomycota; Dothideomycetes; Mycosphaerellales; Mycosphaerellaceae
Source: the annotation of a GenBank genome assembly